Messenger RNA from Candidula unifasciata, 753 nucleotides. Lineage: Eukaryota; Metazoa; Mollusca; Gastropoda; Stylommatophora; Geomitridae. The record is from the annotation of a GenBank genome assembly.
AUGAAAAAGAAAACAGUUUUUCUGUUCAAGAGUCCUAAAGAAAAUGAAGUUGAUAAAUUUACAGAGAGCAUUGAAGAAGCUGGAUUUUCCUGUGUAACAAUUCCAGUACUUUCUUUUCGAUUCAUUAACCAGUCGCUGCUGCGGAGCCAUUUGUCAGCUAUUCAUCUGUUCUCAGCCAUCAUAUUCACCAGUGUCCGCUCAGUGGAGGCUGUUGUUAGUGUUGCCAAAGAACUUGAAACGGAGAAGUCCAUUUUUCAGAAGCAAAGUUUUGUUGUUGGGAAUACCACAGCUGAUGCUGCAAAACGGUCUGGCUUCAGUCCUAAAGGUGAAAAUAGUGGAAAUGCCAAAGCAUUGGCUGAGUUCAUUUUACAUGAAGUUGGUCCUGAUAAAACCAAGCCUUUAUUGUAUCCUUGUUCUAAUAUACAUCGUGACACUCUGCCAGGCAUUUUGACCAGCCAUGGGUUAAAUCUGACCGAAGUGGUUUCCUAUGAAACGUGUCCUAAUGAAAACAUGGAAGAGGCCUUACGAGAAGCUUUAACUUUACAGGGAUUGCCCGAUUACGCAGUAUUCUUUAGUCCUUCAAGUUUCCAGUACACACAGAAAGCUGUUGCAAAAGAUUUGUUGCACUUGGACAAUGUAAAAAUAAUAGCUUUGGGACCUGCAACCUACAAGUCUGUAUGUGAUUGUGGGUUUACUCCAUUUGGCAUGGCGGAGAAGCCAGAACCCCAGAGCUUGCUCCAGCUGUUGUCAUAA